Molecule: messenger RNA, 2272 nt
Organism: Limulus polyphemus (Atlantic horseshoe crab)
Lineage: Eukaryota; Metazoa; Arthropoda; Merostomata; Xiphosura; Limulidae
Product: proline-rich protein 4-like
Exons: 3
Coding region: 83-646 (187 amino acids)
Source: RefSeq, a predicted model, not a curated record
UUGCAACAGAAGCUUCUGAGUUAGCCUACUGUACCAAUCUGAGUAAACUUUGGCCCAGCUUCAUCGGACUUUUUCAAUUACAAUGAAGUGUCUGGUCUUUUCGGGGUUAACCCUUCUACUAGUGGUGCAAGUGCAGGGAAGUGGCGGAGGAUGGGGACCUUGGGAGGAUGAUGAAUAUAUCGUCAAAAAAAUUAAGAAACCAGUUCCUAUCCCUCACCCCGUCCCAGUACCCCAUAUCAUUCCAGUUCCCAAGCACUAUCCAGUCUACAAGCAUGUGCCUGUACAUGUUCCCGUCCGUAUCCCUCAAAUCAUCCACAAGGUGCAACACAUUCCCAAGAUCGUCCACAUUCCCAAAGAGGUCAUAAUCAAAAAGCCUGUGCCUGUUCCACAUCCAGUCCAUCAUCCAGUGAUUGUUAAAGUGCCACAACCUUAUGUGGUAAAAGUACCAAAGCCCUACCCUGUCCACAAGCCCUACCCUGUCAAGGUUCCAGUCAAGGUGCCUAAGCCCUUCGUCGUGCCCCUGCAUAAGGAGGUACCCGUCCACGUGCCUGUUAGGGUACCAUUUGAAGUGCCCCUGGUGAAGGAGGUACCUCAUUACAUCAAAAAACCCGUACCUGUCUAUGAGGAAAGUCAUGGCUGGAAUUAAAUAAAGAUCAACAUUGAGGAAGGAUCCAUACAGCGUCAAGUUGUUAGAGCCUCUGUUUCCUACCACACAACAUGCUAAUGUGUAAAAAGCUCCAUGUUUCUAUCUCUCAGCAGCAGUCCUCCUUUAUUACUGUUACUCUGCUGCUGCUUCUACCUGUCUGUUGAAAACCAAAGUCAACGCGCAGGCGUGUACAACAGUACGCUUCUUUGCUAGAUAUCUUUCACUUUUGUAAGACAUUGUAAAUAUUCAUGUUUGACAUGUUUCUUGGAUGUAAUAAAGACCUGAACUUGAACAAACAGAACCUUUGUUUUUAGUUUAACCAUAUAUUGAUGCUUGUAUAAUCUUUGCUGUUGGGCGAAAGGCUUUAGCGGUACUGGAUAUGGCAGAUGUAAUGUGCUUGACAUGAUUAAACAUAAUCUCAUUUGCUUUCACUCACGGUUCCUUAAAUUAACUUGCUUACAAUUUCUUAACCUACAUAUGGUAACAAUGCAUAACAAUGGGUACAUGUUAUGGUAACUAUAAUAUAAUAGACUAUAUAUAGACACCACUAACAAAUUAACCUCCUCUCUAAUACCGUACAGCACGCUAUUAACAAGUGUCACAAUAGUGAAUUGUAUACUGUUCAUAACAUUUUCAUUGUAAUAAGGAACACGAUGCUAACAAUAUUUCCAUUAUAAUACCACUUAAUAUCACUUAGAAAUUAUAAUUUUAUACAAUUUGUUAGUAGAGUGUUAUUUGAACUAAAUGUACUGAAUACUUGUAACAAAAUAUAUCAAGUACUACUAUAUCACAUACUACAGAUGUCAACAAUAAUAUGGUUUCAUUAUACUUGUACUAUACCUGAACAUAUAUAUACACAGUACUAUAUAGUAUGCUUUUAAUAGGGUAUGUGAGCUAUAUUAAACUUACUGUACAAAUUGUUAAUAUUACUAACAUAUUUUAAACAAAAUGUUUCAUUAAAGAAAGUCAUAGUUACGGAUCUGUUAUUUUUUAUGUCACUUGAAUUAUUGACAAAAUAGGCUUAGCUGUUUAGAUAUCGCUGCAUAACGAAAGCAUUCUAAAUUGUUUUAUGCUAAAGAUUCAGAUUGAUCUAAAUUGUACGCUGAAGUAUAAUCCUCAUAUGGCCUAACGUAUUGUAUGCUACAACUCUAGGACGGUGUACUUUACACUACAAUAGCUUAAAUUGUUGCAAGUUACUGUGUAUUUGUAGAUUGAUCUAAGCUGCUUCACUCUACAGUGGCGUAAAUUGUUGCACGUUGCAGAGUACUGGUAGUGUGAAUUAAACUGUUGUGUGCUACAUUGACUUCAAUUGUUGUAUGCUACAAUGUAUUCGUAGGGUGGCCUAAACUGAUGUAUACCAAGUUCUCUUACAUUGUUGUACGUUACAGUAUAUUAGUAAUGUGACCUAAACUAUUGUAAGCUACAAUGGCUAAAUUGUCGUAUGUGACUUGUUGCAUGUUACAGUAGCUUAAAUUGUUAUCGUGAAUUAGAGAUGUACCCUAAACUACUUACAUUGAUUCAAAUUCCUGUAUGUUAUAGCGUAUUAGCAAUUUGACCUAAAAUGUUGUAUGCUUCCAAAUAGUAUAAAUGAAAUUGUCGUUUGUUAUUUUCAAUGAUAGAGUUGCA